This is a messenger RNA of Nannizzia gypsea CBS 118893, 1452 nucleotides long. Its product is annotated as 6-hydroxy-D-nicotine oxidase. The transcript has 2 exons. NCBI's taxonomy places the organism in Eukaryota, Fungi, Ascomycota, Eurotiomycetes, Onygenales, Arthrodermataceae. The coding region runs from base 1 to 1452 and encodes 483 amino acids. The record is from RefSeq and is a predicted model, not a curated record. Gene Ontology annotation, molecular function: FAD binding; oxidoreductase activity.
AUGCUUGAUUCCGCCCCUUUUUCCUCCACGGCCGAGCACCGUCAGGAACCGACCCCGUUUGAUCCUGCCGUUGAUGCUCAGGGGUCUGAGCCGAUCAUCCAAACGCUCACAACCCUAGACAGCGCUCUAAAGCUGUAUACUCGCUCGUCCCCUCACUACGAGUCUCUCCGUGGAUGUUUCAACAAACUCAUCACCGCUAGGCCACUGGUCAUCUGCAGGCCAGUCACCAUCGAACAGGUACAGCUGAUUGUCCGAGCAGUCAGUGAUUUGCCAGCUGGUAAUGAAUGUCCGCCACUCGCAGUCCGUGGAGGUGGCCAUGACGUCUGGGGCCGUGGAUGUAUUGCUGACAGCGUUACUAUCGACGUCCGAGAGCUGGACCAGGCAAGGCUGGCUGAAGACAAACAGUCCGUGACUGCUGGUGGAGGCAUACUCUCCGGUAACCUGGUCGGCUUCCUCAACAAUCAUGGUCUUUGCACCUCCAACGGGACUGCAGCAGACGUGGGAUGGACUGGAUGGGCCGUCUGGGGUGGAUACGGCCCUUUCAAUGACUAUCUCGGCCUGGGUGUGGACAAUAUCCUUGCAGCCAAAGUGGUGCUGGCAGACGGCAGACUGGUCGAAGCGAAACCUGAAUCUGAGCUUCUCUGGGCCAUCCGCGGAGCUGGAGGGAACUUCGGUGUCAUUGUCGAGGUCACAGUCAAGGUGUACCACAUGCCAACGAUCCUGGGCGGGUUCAUCGUGUACAAGUGGGAGGAGACCGAACAGGCUUUACAUAGAACCCAAGAGUUGCUGGAUAAAGGCGUCCCGGAUGCAUUGGGUAUACAGGUCGGUUUCAACCGCAGCAGAGUCGGGCUCGGUAUGAGCUUGAUCUAUACAUGGGCCGACUCCAACGACCUUGAUGAAGGGAAGAAGUGGUUAGAAACUCUCAAGCAGCUGGCCACCGUCGUUGUAGAUACAACCACAGAGACGACAUUCAAAGAUUUCCAGGCCAUGACUACGAAGCCAUUCAAGGAUCCCAUCGAUGUCUGCACACGUUCGAUAUCAAUUCCUCGAUUCACCCCGGAGACGAUUGCUAUACUGCUCAAGUAUGCAGAGGACAUCCCAAUUGGCGGCCGAUACAAUGUAGUCUCCCACGUCGGCCAUGGAAAAGGAACAAAGCCGAACAACAGCACAUGUUUCGGCACUCGAGAGCCACAUAUCCUGUUCCAUAUCAACGCACCAGUGCCUGACGGAGCCGGAGGUAUGGAACGCGCCCAGGCUUGGGUAGACGGGCUGAUGGCGGAUAUCAAGGGUACCGGGCAAGCUCUGAAACCCGUCUAUGUUAGCUUCAUGGGCAAAGACGAAGAAACGCAAAACAGUUUCGGGCAGAACUGGAAGCGGUUGCAAGAGUUGAAGGGAACAUUGGACAAAAGAGACCUUUUCCGUUUUGCUCAACCAAUGCUGGGGAAGAUGUAG